AUGGGCUCUGUGGCACAGCUCAUGGAACAAGUUUCAGGGAAUGGACUGAGACACUGCCACAACCUAGCGAAGUACUCCCUUUAUCACUCAUUUCAUCACCUUCUGUUCGAUAAAACAGUCUCUGAGCUUUAUAGAAUAUUGCAGAAUUUACGGGGAAAUAGAAUAAAAAGAAAAUCCGGCGCUUUUACUUUUUACGAAACCAGCUUGAUUGUGAAUUGUUUUCUGUUUCCCCGUGGUACAUCCAUUGUGCAAAAUGUGUCCUACGAAUUUGACGUAUUCCUUGGUGGCGCUUGCAAUCCUACCAGCUGGAGAAUUGAUACGGCUAUUCCUUUUUUGGAAGCACAUUCUAUCACUUACUACAAUCCGCAAGGAGUGGACUGGUGCCCCGACUUGAUCGAUGUCGAAGCCAAGGCCAAGUCUUCUUCUCGUGUUUUACUUUUUGUGUUUGAGACUUGGCGAACUCGUGCGGUGUCCAGUUUCAUUGAAGUUUCUUUUCUGGCGGCGCGGAAGUGCAAUCUGGUUUUGGUCUUUUCAGAUAUCAGCGGUGGUCAACUACCUGUGAUAAACGGAGAACAGGUUUCAAAGACCGAAUAUAUCUGUUUGCUACAAGCGAAAGCUCACUUGCUUGAUUUAGCCAGACAUCGCGGAAUCCCGUUGUUCUUCUCUCUCACUGAGGCUCUGCCCUUUGUAAAAGAACUGGUUAUGCAGCACCAGAAGGAGGAACAGCUGCGGCAACACCUAUCAUCACUUCCGGAAGAUGAGCGUAUUUUGAUAGACGAAGUUAGUUCAGUGUGCAAAGUCUUUCAAUCUUUACCACAAUGCGCGCCUGGUUUCGUCAGCCCAGAGAACGAAAAGAUUGGUCUCCAUAGACUUGACGCCGAUUUACCAUGCCGGGAGCUCCCUUGGGGACACACUUCGAGUGCGAUUGAUUUCCCACAAUUCUGCCUUCACUACGGGUCCUACAUUCGUCAGCAUCGAGCUUCUCGCUUCAAACUGCAAUCGGCUCCAGUGACCACGCACCAAAACCGUCACGUGAUUCCCAGCUGGAUGGCUCGUCUCUCCCUCCUCGAUUCAUUGGAUAAGAAAGCGAAAGUGUUGGCCGAAUCCUACUUUUCCUGGUCUCAUAGUUUUAGUUUUUCGGACCCCUCAUCGUCCGAAUUUGUACCUACAUCGUGCACUUCCAAUUCUUCCUUACAGAAUGCACUUCUUGCUGCUGAACCACCGUGCAGCCAGACAAUUGAUGUGUACCUCAAUGUAUCUGACUUCAAUAGCUAUCCGCUCAGGGCCUCCAGCUUCCUUCAUCAGGUCGAAACAUACCUACGGCGAUCUAACCCAAACAUCCGCACCAAUUUGAACUUCCACCGAGUCGGUGCAUCACGCAUUUCGCUUGAAGAACGAGGACCUUUUGGUCAGUGGUUACGUGCGCACAGUCGACUCCUCCUCUUCUACGUAACGGCAACAUCGUUGGACGUGACACAAAUGCUUGAAGCCGCCUAUUGCAUUGGACUAGGAUUCAACGUGGUGUUGUGCGUGGAGCUUAUGCACAGUCAAACGGAUUGGGUUGGUUCGGCUACCGCUGCUUCCUCUACAUCUUCCAGUCCCAUCACGUCGAAAUACAUCACUGUUGGUCGACCUACACAUGGAUCCAGUAUAAACUUUCCUCCCUCCGAUUCAGAGCAGUUAGCCACAGUUCGCCAAAUCUCUUGCCCAAGUGAUGUAAAAUUGGGGUUAUCUUCCACACCCAUCGAUCGUCUGUUUUCCAGGCGUUGUAACGAGCGCUGUCCCACCUCCCCACUAACAUCUGUCACUAGAUCAGUGAGGCCGGCCACUUCCGUCGAUUCAGGUUUCGGCUCCCUGCCCAGUCCUGUGGGAAAUCCACGCGGUACCUGUUUCAAGGAUCCAGAUCACCAAUUCAAUUAUCCAGUGGACACCCGUCUCUGUCGUGACAAACGCCCCACUCCUCCGCACUCCGAUUCCGAGUGGUGCUCCCAUUCACCCUUCGCUGUCAAAGAUCACAACCGCGGACGCACCUAUUUGACCUCAAUAGGAAACGAGAUGCACAUUCCAAUCACGGACACGUUCACAGAGGCGUUGGUGCUAUGCGAAUCAGUUUUGGCACGACCCAGCUAACUGCUUCCUUUUCGUGUCCGAAUCCCUAUCCCCACGUGGUCUUUCAUUCACUUCGCCCUUCAAAAGCACGCUUCCCACGUGUCAUCGCUAUUUUUCCUUUCCAUACGGUGUUUCAGUCUCUGUUCGUUGAAGUAACUUGCAAUACCCGCAUUUUUAUAUUGAUAUGCUUCCCAACCUUCAUUAAAGCUUUUGCUUUUUACUGUCGCAUCUUUAGCAUCCCACCGCACUUACCUCUACGUCCACUUAUGUCGCUUUUCUGAUCAGAACUUGCUGUCUAAGCUGUGCUAAGUUGUCUGUGAUUAACCGGCUUCCUUGUUAGUAAGACGAACUGGAGUGAGGUCUCCUUCCACUUGUUCCUUUGUAAGCUUGUCCUGUACCACCCGCCUUUUCACUGCUUUCAGUGUCUUCUUAUCAAACAUUCCAGCUUUAGGUUUCAUUGAACACAGAGUUAUUCACAUUCAUUCAUUGUUCUUCCAUUCCGUCUUGGGUGUUUGCUUCGCACUGCGACCCUCAUAUUCAGAGCAACUCAUCCACCACAUACAAGUCACAAGAAUUGUGGAUUCGCAUGUGCACCAUGUACGUCUAAAUAAUUGCUUCCACACAGAGUGUUCAUCCCCAUAGAAAUGAGUGAACUCAACAGUUUUCCAUGUGUUAUCUGUUCAACAACUCAGAGGAACGUCCUUUGAUUCGGUCUGGAGACGAGGCUCCCUUAAGUGCGGGUACAAUUGUUCUGCACUACUAUACAUCGCAAUUUCUUUCUUGUAAACUACGUUUGGAUGUCAUAGCAACUGGUUCGAAAUUAUAUAUCCC
Dicrocoelium dendriticum is the source of this 2940-nucleotide messenger RNA. Lineage: Eukaryota; Metazoa; Platyhelminthes; Trematoda; Plagiorchiida; Dicrocoeliidae. The record is from the annotation of a GenBank genome assembly.